UUGUCUCUAUGAUGUUAGACUGAUGCUCAGAAGCAGUGUGGUGUGGUGGUCUGGAAAUCAAUCAGAGAACUGGGUCUUACUUCCAGCUCUGCCAUUGACCUGAGUGUGACCUUGGAGAAAACCUGUACCCUCUCUGGAUCUUGGUUAUUCAGAUUUCAGAUGAGCACGUGUACUAGAUGGUUGCCAAGAUACUCUCUAGAAUUCUCUAAUUACAUGAUGUUUCACCUUAUAUAGUCAGUUUGUAUUUUUAAAAUCAGAUCUCUAGAGGUCACUGCAGACUAUUUUUUGAAAAGCACAUUUGGCCUUCAUUGCAGAGUUACAUUUUAGCUUUUGUCUUUCACAUUUGUGUUUUAUCGGAACUUUCUUUUCCUGAUUGACUUAGGGCACGGUGCAGUUCUGGUCUCAUUUGGCAUGAAUAACCAGAAUAACCAGACCCUCUACUGAUUGUCAACCUAGUAUGUCAAUGACCUUCUUAAAAUGUGCCCCAUGCCCAGAACUGUUCAGAACGCCACAGAUGUCUUCUAAUGAGAGUCAAGGACAAUGGAAGUAAUACCCCUUACAAUCUGGACAUCUUGCUUUGAUAGAAUGUAAAAUAUUACCAGGGGAUCCGGGCUGCUGUGAGCAGGGUGAAGGAGAGAGGACAGAAGGCCUUGGUUCUCGACAUUGGUACCGGAACAGGACUCUUGUCAAUGAUGGCAGUCACGGCAGGUGCCGACUUUUGCUACGCCAUCGAGGUCUUUAAGCCUAUGGCUGAUGCAGCUGUGAAGAUAGUGGAGAAAAAUGGCUUCAGUGAUAAGAUUAAGAUUAUCAACAAGCAUUCCACUGAGGUAACGGUAGGACCAGAUGGUGACAUGCCAUGCCGUGCCAACAUCCUGGUCACAGAGCUGUUUGACACGGAGCUGAUUGGGGAGGGAGCGCUGCCCUCCUAUGAGCACGCGCACAGGCAUCUCGUGCAGGAAAAUUGUGAGGCAGUACCUCACAGAGCAACCGUCUACGCCCAGCUGGUGGAGUCCAGAAGGAUGUGGUCCUGGAACAAGCUGUUUCCCAUCCAUGUGCAGACCAGCCUUGGGGAGCAGGUCAUUGUUCCUCCCUUAGAGCUGGAAAGGUGUCCUGGUGCACCCUCCGUCUAUGACAUUCAGCUGAACCAGGUGUCACCAGCGGACUUCACUGUCCUCAGUGAUGUGCUUCCUAUGUUCAGUGUGGACUUCAGCAAGCAAGUUAGUAGCUCAGCAGCUUGCCAUAGCAGGCAGUUUGAACCUCUGGUGUCUGGUCGAGCUCAAGUGGUUCUCUCCUGGUGGGACAUUGAAAUGGACCCUGAGGGGAAGAUCAAGUGCACUAUGGCCCCCUUCUGGGCACACUCAGACCCAGAGGGGCUCCAGUGGCGGGACCACUGGAUGCAGUGUGUGUACUUCCUGUCACAAGAGGAGCCUGUGAUCCAGGGCUCAGCCCUCUGCCUGGUGGCCCACCACGAUGACUACUGCGUGUGGUACAGCCUGUGGAGGACCAGCCCCGAAAAGAAUGGGGGUGACCUCCAUCAAGUGCGCCCCGUCUGCGACUGCCAGGCACACCUGCUCUGGAACCGGCCUCGGUUUGGAGAGCUCAAUGAUCAAGACAGAACAGAUCAGUAUGUCCAGGCCCUGGGGACGGUGCUGAAGCCAGACAGCAUCUGUCUCUGUGUCAGCGAUGGCAGCCUGCUCCCCAUGCUGGCCUGGCACCUGGGGGCAAAGCAGGUAUUUACAGUAGAAUGUUCAGCAGCUUCUCACAGACUGAUGAAAAAGAUCUUCAAGGCUAACCACUUGGAAGAGAAAAUUAAUAUAAUAGAGAAACGGUCUGAGUUGUUAACACCUGCAGACCUGGGGGGUAAAAAGGUCUCUCUCCUGCUAGGUGAGCCGUUCUUCACCACCAGCCUGCUGCCGUGGCACAACUUGUACUUCUGGUAUGUCCGGACCGCCGUGGACCAACACCUGGUGCCCAGCGCGAUAGUGAUGCCUCAGGCUGCCUCACUGCACGCCAUGGUCGUGGAGUUCAGGGACCUGUGGCGUAUCCGGAGCCCCUGUGGUGACUGCGAAGGCUUCGAUGUGCACAUAAUGGAUGACAUGGUAAAGCGGGCCCUGGAUUUCAGGGAGAGCCGGGAGGCUGAGCCGCACCCACUCUGGGAGUACCCUUGCCGCAGCCUCUCUGAGCCCCAGCGGAUCCUGACCUUUGACUUUCGGCAGCUGGUACCCCAGCAGCCUGUCCGUGCUGAGGGCGCCAUCGAGCUGAGGAGGCCUGGGAGAAGCCACGGGGCUGUACUGUGGAUGGACUACCACCUGACCCCGGACAGCACGGUCAGCACCGGCCUCCUGAGGCCUGCAGGGGACAAGGGAGACUGUUGCUGGAACCCCCACUGCAAGCAGGCCGUGUACUUCUUCAGCACCAGUCUGGACCCCAGAGUGCCACUGAGCAGCCCACAGUCAGUCACCUACACUGUGGAGUUUCGUCCUCACACAGGAGACAUCACCAUGGAUUUCAGACUCUCAGAUGACCUGGGUAGUGUGCACUGACCCUCAGUUGUUGGAAAUAAAGUGGCUC
Messenger RNA from Trichechus manatus latirostris (Florida manatee), 2571 nucleotides. RefSeq names its product protein arginine methyltransferase 7 (gene PRMT7). Gene Ontology annotation, molecular function: protein-arginine omega-N monomethyltransferase activity. The coding region runs from base 690 to 2543 and encodes 617 amino acids. Gene Ontology annotation, biological process: peptidyl-arginine methylation. Lineage: Eukaryota; Metazoa; Chordata; Mammalia; Sirenia; Trichechidae. The record is from RefSeq and is a predicted model, not a curated record. The transcript has 16 exons.